AUGGGCGAUGUGUCGCCCGGCAGAGGCAACGGCGCACCCCUCCAACCGCUCCCAGCCUGGCUCUCGCGCACUUCCUCUCCAACCGCGACCGUCGACCUGCCCUACACCUUCGCGACCCUCCUGCCAAACGGCGUACCAACCCUCAUUGUCACAGCCCAACGAGUCACGCAAUACGGCACCGACAUCCUCCAGCUCCCUCUCACCAUCGACCCAGCAGCGGACGUAAGCGGGCAGAUUUUGGGCGACUUGUACACGACGCCGGGAGGGGAUGCGACGCAGACGGUUGUGAGAGAGCUGGGAGGAACGAGGAUGUUUACCCUCGGCGGGGGCAGCGGGACACAGGCUUUGGCGGGCGCUACAACGGCGGGCGUCCAGUCUGCUCCAGCAGCGGUAACUGCCAUGUCGCCUGCAGAGCCGUCUUCUGCGGCGUCUGUUGGAGCUCCUUCAGCUUCCGCCUCUUCGCCUCCGGUCACCCCGUCUCCUUCGCCCACAUCGCCCUCCACACAGGCUUCCUCCGCACCCGCCGCGUCGUUAGCGAGCGUAGCGACCUCUCUUUCGGCCGCUCUCGCCAGCGCAACUGCCGCGUCGACGGUCGAUCCGGCUUCUGUCGCCAGCUUGUCGAGCGGUUACGCUUCUGCUACGUCCGCCCUCUCCGCAACCUCCUCAUCCUCCUCCUCCGCUGCAUCCCUCACCUCCGCCCCUUCCUCCUCCCUCAGCCCUACAGUACCUCCCUCCCUCUCUUCCAGCACAUCCGCCUCCUCUACCUCAUCAUACUCCUCCCCCGCCCUCAACGCCGCUGACCACCUAACCCCCUCCCAACUCGCCGCGGCCAUCGCCGCCCCGCUCUGCUUCUUCUUCCUCCUCCUUCUUCUCCUCUCACUCUGCUGCUGCUGCCUUCGGCGGAGGAGACGACGACAAAGUGCAGUGGCGGAAGAAGAAGAACUCCUCGACAGCCCUGCUUCUGCUUCGGAGCCGAAGAAGAGGAUCAAGAGUGGAGGGGUCCUGUGGGAAUGGGUUCCGACGAGGACUCCCUCGAGGGUGAGCGGGCGGAGUGGGAGCGGGAGGAGCGUGCUGAGUCGCUUGACGGGGGGGUUACUUGGACGCGGAGGAGGAGGAGUGGGAGGAGGGAGGAGUAUGGCGGGUAGUUCGCCGCAGGAAGGGACGGAGAAGGGGUUUAGUCCGAGGACGACCGAUGGAGGGGAGGGGAGAUCUCCGAGAACGGAGGAAGAGAAGGGGUUGUUGAGCGGACGAGAGGGAGAAAGUGGGAGAGAUACUGCAGUCGCGGCGGGUGUUGCGGGACUAGCAGCGGCUGGAGUAGCUCGACAAGCGCACCCGUAUGCUCGGAACGACGACCUCCGUCGCUACGACCCCGUCGAGCCAUUCGACGACAUCGACCUGACCUCUCCCCGGCUCGACCUCGACUCCCCAACCUUCCCUUCUCGCCCACUCUCUCCCCCAACGCUCCUUCCAAUCCAACCAUCGAGCCCGAUCCGACUCUCGCGGUUCUACGACCCGACAGGCUCCUUAGCGAACGCUUACUUCCCUCCCUCUCCGUCGUCUUACAGCACUCCCUCGCGAUUCGUCCCCUCCUCGGAGGUUCCGUAUUCGAACGCUUCGUAUGCGCCUCCUGUACCCCUCGCGUACGCGGAGGGAAGGGGAUCACUCCCGCUGGGCCCGGUGCGUCAAGCGACGAGUACGCUGAGCCAGCUCUGGCAGGGCUACGAGACGAACAGUCCGCGUACCGAUGCCGGUCUUGGAGGAUUGGGAGGGGACGACGACGAGGCGAGGAAGCGCGAGUCGAGCAGGCUCGGGUGCUUGAGUUUGUCCACUCGCGAGGGCGGGGCAGGAGGAGGGCCGCAGCAGGAGGAGUAUACGCCGCCUCAGACACCGGAUUUGCCUGCUCUCAGGGUUAUCCACGAGAGGGAGGACGACGAGCGGUCUUAUAGCGGGUCGAGCGAGGGCUCGAGACCGGUUCAGGGGAGACAGGCGCUCGUGUCUGAGGGAGGCUGGCUGAGCGGGCGAUUGAGCGGGUUGUUCCCCAGUACUCGACCGAGUCGAGACACGCUGUACGAGGCGGACGAAGAGGACGAUGGAGCGGACGAAGAGAGGGACAGGCUGAGGGUUCCGCUGGGCGUGGCGAGGAGAGGGAGUGGUGAUACGAAUGCGAGUGGACAAUCGGAUGACUUUCGGGGUCUGACGGGCGGGGACCUCUUCUUGAACAGUCCUCGCUGGGUCGGCACACGCCGCCGACGCUCUUCCCCCCCUCCCUUCUCCUCCUUCGAGCCGCUCGGAUCCACAGCCGUCUCCUACGACCCACCCAUCAUCCUUCACCACCAACCCUCCUUCACCUCUCUCAACCCGCCCUACCGCCAACCACGCCACUGGUCGUCCUUCGCAACCGAAACAGACUCGCGCUACCACGACGCCGACUCGCCCAUUUUCGCUCCUACGCCCGCCGAGUCACCGGGUUUGUACCCCUCCGCGCCGAUGCCGCGGGUCACGACUAUCGUGAAAGGCAGGCAUCAGAGGGAAGAUAGUGGAGCGAGUGUGCUGGGACGGAUUGCGGCGGGUUUUGGAGCGUUGAAGGGAGGGGUCGCAGCUGGGUUGGGGAUUGAGGGAGAGGGAGCGGGUGCGGGGGGAGCGAGGAGGAGGGGGAUGCCGAGGAGGAGGGAGUUCUCGACGGAGAGCAGCAUGGAUCCCUUCCAAUACUCUUACGCGACCGCCAACCUGCCGACCGUCCCCUCGCCCACCUCGAGUCCACGCAAACAACGUACUCGACGCUCCCUCACGACCCUGCGCCACUCGCAGUCACAGCCCAUGAUGCAGAAGCAAAGCUCGAAUGCUCCGCCUCUGCCUUUCCCGUCUGCUCGACCGUUGUCGACAGUUGUUGGGCGGUACAUGGACCCCUUCGCGGAUGCCGACGUCGACGCCGACGCCGACGAUGAGCGAGUGAGACCGCCCCGCGCGCACCAGGAUCGACGGGAGCAUGAGUAUGGGCAGGCGAGGGAUGGGCCGGACAUGGUAGAGAUUCGGCGGGUCGGCGAGCAGUCGGAGUGA
This is a messenger RNA of Rhodotorula toruloides NP11, 3057 nucleotides long. Its product is annotated as putative G-protein coupled receptor. The coding region runs from base 1 to 3057 and encodes 1018 amino acids. The transcript has 5 exons. The record is from RefSeq and is a predicted model, not a curated record. NCBI's taxonomy places the organism in Eukaryota, Fungi, Basidiomycota, Microbotryomycetes, Sporidiobolales, Sporidiobolaceae.